This is a messenger RNA of Arctia plantaginis, 633 nucleotides long. Lineage: Eukaryota; Metazoa; Arthropoda; Insecta; Lepidoptera; Erebidae. The record is from the annotation of a GenBank genome assembly.
AUGAGUGGUGUUCAAACAGCUGAGGAAGCGAUGGCCGGAACCGGCGUUGGGAAUGAUACGAACACGCCCGAUGAGUUGGCUGGGCUGACACCUGAGCAGGCUGAACAGCUCCGUUCUGAAUGGAGCCGCGAGCUGGCCCAUGUUGAAGACGAGAUCGCUACUCUGCGCACUGUUUUGCAAAGCAAGAUUCGCCAAAGUUCCGAAUUAAAACGAAAACUUGGCAUAACUGUUUGGAAAGAAAUCACUGAAGAUGUCAAUCAGGGUUUAAAAAAUGUUAAAGAAAGCUCAGUCUAUCAAACUAUAGAAACUCGCGUGGCUGCGCUUACACAGGCUGUGACUGAAGCACCAAUAUACCAAAAAACUGAAUCUGUGAUAAAAUCGACUGCGGAGAAGACAACCUCAAUACUUGGUGGCAUCACUGCCGGAAUGUCGAGCAAGAUAGGCCAGAUGCGAAACUCCGAUUCAUUCCGGUCCAUCGAAGAACGCGUUGGCUCUGCAUAUGAAAAUGUUAAGGGUAAGGUGUCGUCCAGAUCGAACUCAACGCAGAGCUUCGACGAGGCACUGCGCGACGCCAGCCGUGCGGCGAGCGGCGCCACGUCCCCGAUCAUCCCCGAGAACAAGCCUCUGUCCUAA